GCACCACGGUUCCCUGCUCUCUCCCAGUAAGAAACCACUAAGCUGGCUAGGCUAACAGAGCUAACAGCCGAGUGGGGAGAGAAGGAAAACCCUCCUGGAACAACUUCCACUACAGGGAUCCACAGAAGGAAAUGACUGAGGGAAUUCUGGUAAUUCUCUACUGGCUAGAACACUCAGACUAGGGGGAAAAAGGGGGGAAAAGCCAGGCAGUAACGGAAGGUAUCUGUUUCGGGACUCCGGAGUGAGAGGCUUCCUUGGGCCAGUUUUUAGAUAAGAUAGGAGAACUCUACGCCAGCCACGGAGAACUUGUCUGUCAUUGCUUCGUCAGGAGGACUUCAGGGAAGGAGUGGGAGACUGCAGCCGGUAGAGCCAGUGACUUGCUGUCAAGGUGUAAAGAGGGAUAGUACAGCUCCUAGACCUGGACCUGACCCAUUCUCUCCCAACCCCAGACCAAAUAUAGCCGAGCACACUCAGCACAGUCUGGAGAAGAAGAGAGGAGAGGGGGAGAGAGAAGGAGAACCACCGGAGCCAAAUUUGACUGGACUUCACGUUGGAAAUCAUCACUCCUUGUCGCCGGCUGAUUCUGUGUGCGGAGAACAGGAAAGAGAUGGAGGACUGGAUGGCAGCCCUGAAGAGCGUUCAGAACAGAGAACACUUUGAGUCCACCCAGUAUAGCAUGGAUCACUUCUCUGGGAUGCAUAACUGGUACGCCUGCUCCCACGCCCGGCCCACCUACUGCAACGUGUGCCGCGAGGCCCUGUCCGGAGUCACCUCGCACGGACUGUCCUGUGAAGUGUGUAAGUUCAAGGCCCACAAACGUUGUGCUGUCCGAGCGACCAACAACUGCAAGUGGACUACUCUGGCCUCCAUUGGGAAGGACAUCAUCGAAGAUGAGGAUGGGAUCUCUAUGCCUCACCAGUGGCUGGAGGGCAACCUGCCGGUUAGUGCUAAGUGUACAGUGUGUGACAAGACGUGUGGCAGUGUGCUCCGACUGCAGGAUUGGCGCUGCCUCUGGUGCAAGGCCAUGGUGCACACGCUGUGUAAGGAGCAGCUGUCCACUAAGUGUCCCUUGGGGCAGUGUAAGGUUUCGGUCAUCCCCCCCACAGCCCUCAACAGCAUCGACUCCGACGGGUUCUGGAAGGCCACCUGCCCGCCUUCCUGCACCAGCCCUCUCCUGGUGUUUGUCAACAGUAAGAGUGGAGACAACCAGGGCAUCAAGUUCCUGCGCCGCUUUAAACAGCUGCUCAACCCUGCCCAAGUCUUUGACCUCAUGAACGGUGGGCCACACCUUGGUUUACGGCUCUUCCAGAAGUUCGACACGUUCCGGAUCCUGGUGUGUGGGGGUGACGGCAGCGUGGGCUGGGUCCUCUCUGAGAUCGACACUCUGACGCUCCACAAACAAUGCCAGCUGGGUGUUCUGCCCCUGGGGACAGGAAAUGACCUCGCCCGCGUCCUGGGCUGGGGCUCGGCCUGUGACGAUGACGCACAGCUGCCUCAAAUACUGGAGAAGCUUGAGAGGGCCAGCACCAAGAUGCUUGACAGGUGGAGUAUUAUGGUGUAUGAGACAAAGUUCCCACGGCAACAUUCCAGCUCUACGGUGACAGAGGAUUGCAGCGAUGACUCUGAGGUGCAACAGAUUCUGACCUACGAAGACUCUGUGGCAGCCCACCUGUCCAAGAUCUUGACUUCAGAUCAGCACUCAGUGGUCAUCUCCUCCGCUAAGGUACUGUGUGAGACAGUGAAGGACUUUGUGGCUCGAGUGGGGAAGGCCUACGAGAAGAACAAGGAGAGCUCCGAGGAGUCAGAGGCUAUGGCCAAGAAGUGUGGGGUUCUGAAGGAAAAGCUGGACUCGCUGCUGAAGACGCUCAACGAGGAGGCGCAGGCAUCUACUAUGAUGCCCCCUCCCACCAUCGCUGAGGAGCAGGAGGAGGGCGAGGGGGUUCUGGUGCCAUCGUCACCCGCACCUGCCGCCAUCCCGUGCUCCCCCAGGCCCCUGACGGCCAUCUUUAAACCCAGGGAACAGCUGAUGCUGAGAGCCAACAGCCUGAAGAAAGCCAUCAGGCAGAUAAUCGAGCACACUGAGAAAGCGGUGGACGAGCAGAAUGCACAGACUCAGGAGGUGUUUGCUCUGGGGGUGGAGGAGGAGGAGGAGGAAGAACCGAACAAGCUGUCUCUGCAGUUGUCCUACAGCGGGAACGCCUGUAACAGCACCAGGAGCCAUCCAGUCCGCAGAGUUUCCAAGACUCCUUGUGAGAAGCUCAUCAGCAAAGGAAGCCUGUCACUGGGCAGUUCUGCGUUACUUCCCGCCCAGACAGGAAGUCGCGAGAACAUGCCGAUGCUCAACACCAAGAUCCUCUACCCAAGUCUCAGGGCUGGUAUCUCUGGCUCCCUCUCCAGCAGUUCAGUCAUCAGCAGACUGCUGGUCAACGCUGACUCCUUCAGCUGCGACCCAGAGACCUUUGACUGCUACACUGAGAAAUGUGUGAUGAACAACUACUUUGGGAUCGGCCUGGAUGCUAAGAUCUCACUGGACUUCAACAAUAAGCGGGACGAGCAUCCCGAGAAGUGCAGGAGUCGCACCAAAAACAUGAUGUGGUACGGGGUUCUGGGCACCAAGGAGCUGCUGCAUCGCACCUACAAGAACCUAGAGCAGAAGGUAUUGUUGGAGUGCGACGGGAGGCCUAUCCCCCUCCCCAGCCUGCAGGGCAUAGCUGUCCUGAACAUCCCAAGCUAUGCAGGCGGCACCAACUUCUGGGGCGGGACCAAAGAGGAUGAUACGUUCACGGCGCCGUCCUUUGACGAUAAGAUCCUGGAGGUGGUGGCGGUGUUUGGCAGCAUUCAAAUGGCUGUGUCCAGAGUCAUCAACCUGCAGCACCACCGUAUCGCACAGUGUCGUACAGUGAAGAUCACCAUCCUCGGGGAUGAGGGCGUGCCGGUGCAGGUGGACGGAGAGGCCUGGGUCCAGCCCCCGGGGUACAUCAAGAUUAUCCACAAGAACCGAACCCAGACUCUCACCAGAGACCGAGCCUUCGAGAGCACGCUGAAGUCGUGGGAAGACAAGCAGAGGUGCGAGUUCCCCCGGCCGCUGCCCCAGUAUGCAUUGCAGCCGGAGAUCGUAUCCGAGGAAGAAGCCUCCCAGAUCAACCUGUUUGGACAGGCGGCCGGCGCCCUCAUCCACAGUAUCCGAGAGAUCGCCCAGUCCCACCACAGUAUGGAGCAGGAGCUGGCCCAUGCCGUCAACGCAAGCUCGAAGGCCAUGGACGUGGUCUACGCCAAUUCCAAGAGCACAGGGGGUCUGAACUGCAGUGUUGUGGUUCAAAUGGUCAGUAACGUCAAGGCCCUUCACAGUGAGACAGAGCUGCUACUGGCAGGCAAGAUGUGCCUGCAGUUGGACCCUCCUCAGAAGGAGCAGUUAACUGGAGCCCUGGGAACUGUGGCCCAGCAGCUACGCAGACUCCCAGACAUACCCUGGCUGUGUCAGCUCAUCGAACCUGGGGAUGAUGAGGGACACCUGACGGAUUUCUCCAAGCGCAGCCGCAGUGCCAAGUUCCGUCUCGUCCCCAAGUUCAAGAAGGACAAAAACAACAAGAACAAGGAGGCCUGUGCCACUCUCACACUGCCAGUGCACCAGUGGGGCACAGAGGAGGUAGCCGCCUGGCUGGAGCUCAUCUGUCUCACCGAGUACAAGGAGAUCUUUAUUGGGCACGACGUGCGCGGCGCCGAGCUGCUGCACCUGGAGAGGAGGGAUCUCAAGGAUUUGGGGGUGACGAAGGUUGGCCACAUGAAGCGUAUUCUCCAGGGUAUCAGAGAGUUGAGUCGCAGCAGCACUGCCAGCGAAGCCUAGGCUCUCUCCUGUACAACUGUGUGUGCUGCACCAGACCCUCUACCUAAACUGACUGUACCCAGCCAUGCUGUACCCACGCCUCCCAAGCCUUGAACAGCUUGAACCCAACGGGACCAAUAUACACUCAAAUAUGGAUACACUCAAAAUUUACCACAGUGCCUUUCUUCACACCCCAUCUCUGCAGCGUCCAUGUCUGGGAGCAACCAACUGAACUGCAAACGGAGGAGGCCAAACCACUAUCGCCACUGGGGAGGGGUGUUCAAUGAUGUCAGUUGAGAGAGAGGAAGGUCAGGAGAGAUUGCAGGGAAUCCAAUCGGGCUGACUACCAGGAACAAACUCUGCUGACAGAAAAACUAAACUACCCAGAAUGCCUUAUCAACAAACCAGCGCCAGACUCCACCAAUUAACGUUUGACCAAUUGAACUUUAAACAGUUGAUACAUUUCAGAAGCUUGUUUGCCAAGUCAAGGAAGAUGCAGAAACUAGCAAGGCUGCAUUUCGAAUGACCCUAUUCCUCAUAUGAGACACUAUUUUUGACCAGAGCUUCAUAGGUCAAGAGGUAAUGCACUGCAUGAUUCUAGGAGGUGUCUUUUGAACAUAUAGAGUGGGCACCAUAGGUUAUAUUUCCAUAGUUUCCACUGACUGGAUCAUGGAAAAGACUUAUGGAAGAGGCUGAGUUUUUCGUAUUGAAAUAUGCAUCUAUUUAUUUCGUAUGCGUUGUACUGGAUAUGUUGAGUUUGAAUGCGUUUGAACCAGGAUGUUUCUGAAAGUGACGUGGGAUGCCAGGUAAUAGGUUCCCAAAAGAGAAACAGAUAGACUGGAAGAGGUCUGAACUACAAGGAUAAGCAGCGACAAUCAACCAAUCACUUCAAACAACCUUCAGCCUUUUCCCAGGCGCAUGUGUCAUUUCUCUUUCUCCUUAUGUCUCUCCUCGUCCCUGUCCUUUUUAUAUGAAUAACAAUUACAAUUCCAACUACCUAGGUUGAAUGUGGGGCCGGUGAACUAGACGAAAGCGACGACCCUGCUUUGUGACCAAACGUCAUUUUAGAGCGUGAUAGGCCCCCGAUUGUUCGUGUUCAUUAGUGCACAUCGGAGAUUCAGGUAGUCUCCCCGUUUCAAAAGGUUUCCCUCCUACUGAACACAACACUCAUGUAUUGUAGGGAAAAGCCAAACUUGACCAUGCCUUAAAUAAUCUACAAACUGUCACAUAUCAGGCAGAUCUCUGGGUGUGUGGAGCAUGUCUUGGCACCCUUUUGGUGUCCAUAAGAUCACAUUUUUCGAACACUGCCUUAAGAUUAUUCACCUCGGUUAAAGUAGUUUCCCGGACUCAGAUUAAGCCUAUUGCUGGAUUAAACAGGCACACUCAAUGGAGAAUCUACCUCGAAAGUGCUUUUUAGUCCAAGAGUGGGCUCAAUCUGGCUCCAAGAAACUGGCCGGUAAUGUUUAAGGCCUCUAGUUUCUCCUGACCAAGUUAUAUCCUGAAACUCAAAUCAACCGCUCGUCCCUACACCUGUGGGCACUUGUGUAGAUAUGACAGGAUUGGAUAGGUCAAUAAGCAAUAUGGUGGUAGCUCAGUUUUGCCCUCUGACAGGCCAGAUGGAAUUGUCGCCAAUUGCUUAUACCUAUCCUCUUAGGUCUGCACAAACAAAUAGGAGGUAGGGAUUGAGGGUUUAUUUGGGAUUCGGUUCAAAUCUAGGGUAUAAUAAGUAUGGCCCAGUGUUCUUCCUGGUCAAGUCCCUGGGUCAGGAGAAACUCUUUGGCCUAGUCAUGUUCUCUCCCACUCAGUCCCGUGUGGAUGUCCAGGUUCUGUUUUAUGUCUGGCUGUGCAGCGUUGCAAUUGUUUUCAUUAUGGUCUGUAUGGUCAUAUCAUUUCCCUCCUCGCAACCUUUGGGGUUGUCCCUUUCUUCUUUGCUUGUCGAGAAUCGAGAACCCCUGGGAAGCGGUCUCUUCCCGUUCCAGUAUUUAUUGAUAAUUUAUACGUUAGAAAUAAUACCGUAUGCUAUACCUCUUUUUUCCAUGUACAUAAGCCCGACCCACUUGGUUGUAAAUAUGUCUGUCUUGUAUAUUGAAAUACCGCCAUCCUGUAAUAAAAAUUGGAUAUGUGUGA
Molecule: messenger RNA, 5950 nt
Organism: Salvelinus sp. IW2-2015
Lineage: Eukaryota; Metazoa; Chordata; Actinopteri; Salmoniformes; Salmonidae
Product: diacylglycerol kinase delta
Biological process (GO): intracellular signal transduction; lipid phosphorylation; diacylglycerol metabolic process
Molecular function (GO): protein homodimerization activity; ATP-dependent diacylglycerol kinase activity; protein heterodimerization activity
Source: RefSeq, a predicted model, not a curated record